This is a messenger RNA of Botrytis cinerea B05.10, 1441 nucleotides long. RefSeq lists its product as hypothetical. Bases 48 to 1355 code for a protein of 435 amino acids. Lineage: Eukaryota; Fungi; Ascomycota; Leotiomycetes; Helotiales; Sclerotiniaceae. The transcript has 2 exons. The record is from RefSeq and is a predicted model, not a curated record.
GUUGCCGAUACCUUCCCUCUUCACUUUCAACGAGGAAGCUCGAUAUAAUGGAGAAACGAUCUAAUUUAAGGAUCGACGAUGAUAGUACCCGAGAUGCACAAGUCGACAAGACUCAAGAUACUUGUUCCUCUACGUACCAAAAGCCAAAAACCUCAUCUCAAAAUCGUACAGAUGUGGAUCAAGCCAAGGUUCUUCCCGAAACCAACAGUCUCGAUGAAGUUUCUGAUGCAACCACUGGACUUCCCGUCAUGUCUGGUUACAUCCCAGACCCAUACAUCUUGUCUCAAAUCUCUAUCUGCCAUUCUAAAUUGUCUUCCGGAAUUUCAGUCACUCAAUCUGGCUUAAUUCAAGAUAGCUCGCUACCAACUAGCAUCCAACCUUUCGAAAACUUGGCAACGUUCACACUAUUUCCAAACUUUCCCUUUGAGUUACGACGAAUAAUAUGGAAAAUGACUUUUCCUGGCCCAAGAAUCAUUCUCAUAAAGUCUAUUCCGAGAAAGAGGGAUCUUCGAAAUACUUUCAGACGUCCAAGGGAGUAUAACACGUAUAAAUCCAAUUACACUAUACUUAAUACAAUGCUAGUAUGCAAAGAAGCUUUAGACGUGAUUUUAGAGGAUUUUCGAUUGGUGCGAGUAGGUUUUAUCUGUAAGGAUGUGCCGGGCCCAUGCCUGCAGAAAAAGAUUGCUUUUAACUUCAAAGUCGAUUCGAUAUACAUUCGUACGGAAGACGAUAAAGAGAGAAUGGCUGUUCUCUAUUCCAGAAGGUGGCGUCCCAUUUCAAUGUUUCGGGAUCUCUGGUCUGAUCUUCGCUUUUGGAAAAAUAUCUCGCACCUCAUACUCUCAAUUCCUGGGAUGUACAAAGGCACAUACCAUUGCAAUGACUUCUUGAAAUACAUCAGGGACAUAUUCGCGCGCAUGAACAGGUUGAACCGCCUAACUUUUGUUCUUGAGGACCAAACCAAGCAUCUCCCGUAUACAGAGAGAGAUCUUGCAUUAGAGUACCCAAUGGAUAUUGACUGCGCUCUGGAUUUAUUCACAAAGCACCCCCGAGAAGUGUCGAAAAAGAACUUGGCGAGAUUCGAGGAAUGGUACAAAGAAUUUUCUCCGGGCUGGGUGGGUUUUAAUAUGGAUUAUUUGAGAUAUCGUGCGUACCGCAAUGAUUGGACUUCUGCUCGCAGGCCACUGAUCAUCCCUGAAGAUGCCAUUGUCGAAUUUCAAAUCAUAGUUCGGAGGGAGAAAUCAGAAGAGUUGGUAAGAAGAAAGAAAGAAUUCUAUGCACUGAAGAGACAAAUUGCUGAAGAGGAAGGUAUUUCAGUGUAUGAAGUUUGCUAUCGGGGGCCUGAUGGGGACAAUUAGAUGAUUUUAUGGAUCAGUUGAACGUCUGGAGCUUUACGGUGGUUACUAGCAAGGUUGAUUAGUUUGCUCCUCUCAAUUAAAUUUCA